Mizuhopecten yessoensis (Yesso scallop) is the source of this 989-nucleotide messenger RNA. RefSeq names its product L-azetidine-2-carboxylic acid acetyltransferase-like. The record is from RefSeq and is a predicted model, not a curated record. The transcript has 2 exons. NCBI's taxonomy places the organism in Eukaryota, Metazoa, Mollusca, Bivalvia, Pectinida, Pectinidae. Gene Ontology annotation, molecular function: acyltransferase activity, transferring groups other than amino-acyl groups. Bases 374 to 964 code for a protein of 196 amino acids.
CCAAACUCCAGACGGCGGACGCUCCCACAACUGAUCGAGCUAACCGGUCGCGACGAUCGACCAAGUCCAGUUCCGCUACACGUCUGCAUAUAAAAUACGUAUUGUUUGCACAGAAUUCGAUCUGUCAUUUCGGUUGUGAUUUUAGUAUGAUUAAUGAAGGCGAUGCCCCUUUUUGGUUUUAAAUGCUUAGGUUCCUCACGAACCAGAUAAGGAUCAAUACAUAUCCCUACUGGGGCCCCUUAAGGCAAACGUAAACAAGACUUUAACCUGACCCAGACGUGUACUUAGGACUACAUUGAGCGGACACUCGGCAAUUUCUAACUGAAAGGAAGAAAAUAUACCUUUAAUCGAGAUCCAGGGUGGUUCAUACAACAUGGCGUACGUGAUUAAGAAGACGAAAUCUGACGUAGUGUUGCCGUACCUACCUGCUGAGGGACAACUCAAGGACGGACGCAAGGUCAUUCUGGAUUACUACAAGGACGAAGACGAGGCACAGGUUCAUGCCAUUAUGACGUAUAUCGUCAAUGAGGAGGGCGAUAGCUAUCCACAGGAAGACCUAGCUGAUGUUGAGGACUUCCGAGCUUAUUAUCUGUCACAUGACGUCUUUGUUUGUCGUGACGUCACUUCCGGUGAAGUAAUAGGAAGCUUUUACGUGAAGCCUAAUUUUCCGGGACGAUCUUCACACAUUUGUAACGCUGGUUUUGCAGUUUCGAAAUCAAGUCGUGGUCAAGGUGCGGGGAAGUUCAUGGUUGGACACUAUCUUCAAAUUGCGCGUGACCUUGGUUACCAAGCAUCUUUCUUCAACUUAGUGUUUGUAUCCAACGAAACUUCUGUGAAAUUGUGGCGAAGCAUGGGUUUCACAGAGAUUGGACGCGUUCCUAACGCGGGAAACCUCAAGGGGCGUGGCUUUACUGAUGCUUUACAGUUUUAUUAUGAUUUAACCAAAAUAGAAAAGAAAGUUUAAUCAAAUCACCUCCACGACAUGUUUG